Molecule: messenger RNA, 660 nt
Organism: Malus domestica (apple)
Lineage: Eukaryota; Viridiplantae; Streptophyta; Magnoliopsida; Rosales; Rosaceae
Source: RefSeq, a predicted model, not a curated record
AUGGAUAUGUGGACAAGGGCACCUGCAGAUUCUGUGCCUAAUAAGACAGCAGCGGCGGUGGGUCUGGAGCGAUACAGAAAUCUUGGUGCGGUGGAGCUUUUUCAAAUUUGGAGGCCUGAAGAAAUCAACUGGAGUGAAAUAUCGACAAUACCAAACUACAGGGUAGCGGAACAAUGCCUGAACACAAACUACUAUGGUACCAAAAGAGUGAUUGAAGCACUUUUGCCGCUCCAAGAAUCGUUAAUUUUUCUUCCGGUGUUGAAUUUUCCAAAUGGAUGGGCUAAAGAGGUACUUAGUGAUGCCGAGAGACUUACAGAAGAGAAAAUAGAUUCUGUGUUGAUUAGAUUUUUAGAAGACUUCAAAAAAGUAGACACCGAAGUCUGGUUUCCUAUUUUUCCACCCUACACAGUGUCAAAGGCAGACUUGAACAGAUACACUAGGAUUCUGGCCAAGAAGUAUCCAAAUUUCUGCAUCAAUUGUGUGAGCCCUGGAUUCGUCAAAACAGAUAUAACCUUCAAUGUUGGCAACUUAACCAUCAACGAAGGUGCUGAAAACCUCGUCAGGUUGGCGCUACUUCCCAACGGCGGUCCUACUGGCCUCUACUUUAGUCAGAAAGAAGUUGCUUCUUUUUUAGUACUUAAUAGUUUAUGCACAAUGUAA